Cetraspora pellucida is the source of this 133-nucleotide messenger RNA. Lineage: Eukaryota; Fungi; Glomeromycota; Glomeromycetes; Diversisporales; Gigasporaceae. The record is from the annotation of a GenBank genome assembly.
GAAGCUCUUAAAUGUCAGCUCCCUUAUUAAUUAUGAAUUACUAUUGACAAUUGGGCAUCGUACAACAAUGAUUUUUCGAGGGUGGUUGAUAUGUUUUGAUGAAUUCUAUCUCUAUCAAUAUGGUUAUGGCUGA